CAGCAAGAUGUUCACUUCUCUUAGAAAGAUCAAGAAGGGUAAGGACCAAGAAGUCUCCGAACUCGAAAAGCAAGUUGCUCAAGCUAUCUUCGAUUUGGAAGUCUACAACAAGGAUUUGAAGGCUGAUCUCCAACCACUCCACUUUGUUGCUGCUCAAGAAGUCGCUAUUGGUAAGGAAAAGCAAUCUUUGGUCAUCUUCGUCCCAGUCAGACAAGUCAAGGAAUGGAGAAAGGUCCAUGGUAAGGUUGUUAGAGAAUUGGAAAAGAAGUUCAAUGGUAAGCACGUCUUGAUCGUUGGUCAAAGAAAGGCUGUCUCCAAGCCAACUGACCCAACCAAGGAACAUAGACCAAGAGCUCGUUCUUUGGCUCAAGUCCAAGAAAGAUUGUUGGAAGACGUCUGUUAUCCAGUUGAAAUCGUUGGUAAGAGAACCAGAACUCGUGUUGAUGGAUCUAAGCUCACCAAGAUCUUCCUCGAAAAUAAGGAAAAGUCUAACUUCGACCAUAAAAUCAAGACUUUCAACAAGGUUUGCAAGAGAUUGACCGGAAAGAAGGUUUCCUAUGAAUUCGCCAAUCUUUAAAUCUUUCUAAACAUAAAUAUAAACAAAAAAUUCUUCAAAA
This is a messenger RNA of Naegleria gruberi, 617 nucleotides long. RefSeq lists its product as uncharacterized. NCBI's taxonomy places the organism in Eukaryota, Heterolobosea, Eutetramitea, Acrasida, Naegleriidae. The transcript has a single exon. The coding region runs from base 8 to 577 and encodes 189 amino acids. Gene Ontology annotation, molecular function: structural constituent of ribosome. Gene Ontology annotation, biological process: ribosomal small subunit biogenesis; translation; rRNA processing. Gene Ontology annotation, cellular component: cytosolic small ribosomal subunit; small-subunit processome; 90S preribosome. The record is from RefSeq and is a predicted model, not a curated record.